GUUCGUUUCAUUUCAUUCUUUCGUCUGUCAUCAAGAAAGAAGGUUUGGUUACACCUAAGUACACAUCUCUCUCUCUCGAUCUGAUCAAUUCUCUGUUCAAACUUCUAAUAAUAAGAAGAAAAAGUUUAUUCCUUUUCGGAUUUGUAAGGGUCAGAUAAAAGCAUGUUUCUUCUUGAUUGGUUUUAUGGUGUUCUUGCAUCACUUGGUUUAUGGCAAAAAGAAGCCAAGAUCUUAUUUCUAGGUCUUGAUAAUGCUGGAAAAACAACUCUUCUUCAUAUGUUGAAAGAUGAGAGAUUAGUUCAGCAUCAGCCUACACAAUAUCCUACAUCAGAGGAAUUGAGUAUUGGAAAAAUCAAGUUCAAGGCGUUUGAUUUGGGGGGUCAUCAAAUUGCUAGGAGAGUAUGGAAAGAUUACUAUGCCAAGGUUGAUGCUGUAGUAUAUCUGGUUGAUGCCUUUGACAAGGAGAGGUUUGCAGAGUCAAAGAAGGAACUGGAUGCUCUUCUCUCAGAUGAAUCCCUCGCCACCGUUCCUUUCCUCGUCCUUGGCAAUAAGAUUGAUAUCCCAUAUGCAGCGUCGGAGGAUGAGCUACGUUACCACUUGGGGCUCACCAAUUUCACUACAGGAAAAGGGAAUGUGAAUUUGUCAGAUUCUAAUGUCCGUCCACUCGAGGUUUUCAUGUGCAGCAUCGUCCGCAAGAUGGGUUAUGGUGAUGGCUUCAAAUGGGUCUCUCAAUACAUUAAGUAGAUAAUUGGACGACCAGAUGGAUGCGCCAGGGGCUUUACUUUCUAUUUUCAUGUUACUCUGCAGUAUAUCUCCCUAGAGAACUAGCUCUGAACAGUCUGUUUGGAUCUGUCUUAAAGUUGUUUUCUUUUUUUGGCUUUGGGUUUCCUUUUAAUACAGCAGGGAAGGAGAUUCUUUAUCAGUAACUGCUUUGUAAAGGAAACUUGUAGUAUUUCUUAGUGUGGUUUGGAUUAUUUUUUUCCUGUUUUUCGGAGUGGUUUGGGGUUUCGUAGGACAUGUUCUUCCAUUUGUAUGUGAAAAUCCAGAUUCUUCUUUGCUAAUUAAUAAUGGGUUUAAAGCUUAGGCAGUCUA
Messenger RNA from Papaver somniferum (opium poppy), 1092 nucleotides. Its product is annotated as GTP-binding protein SAR1A-like. Lineage: Eukaryota; Viridiplantae; Streptophyta; Magnoliopsida; Ranunculales; Papaveraceae. Gene Ontology annotation, molecular function: GTP binding; GTPase activity. The transcript has 3 exons. Gene Ontology annotation, biological process: vesicle organization; intracellular protein transport; membrane organization. The record is from RefSeq and is a predicted model, not a curated record. Gene Ontology annotation, cellular component: COPII vesicle coat; endoplasmic reticulum exit site. Bases 163 to 744 code for a protein of 193 amino acids.